Lagopus leucura (white-tailed ptarmigan) is the source of this 1883-nucleotide messenger RNA. Its product is annotated as zinc finger CCCH domain-containing protein 4-like. Gene Ontology annotation, biological process: negative regulation of DNA-templated transcription. The annotation marks the transcript as partial. Gene Ontology annotation, molecular function: RNA binding. Gene Ontology annotation, cellular component: nucleus. The transcript has a single exon. NCBI's taxonomy places the organism in Eukaryota, Metazoa, Chordata, Aves, Galliformes, Phasianidae. The record is from RefSeq and is a predicted model, not a curated record.
CGACCCCCCAUAGGUGACGCUGCCCUGUGGUACUCCAGCGAUGAGGACGAGGGUGGCAGCGUCUCGUCCAUCCUGCGCACCCUCAGGCAGCAGAGCGGCGCUUUGGGGCCCCCCCACCCCUCUAUGGGGCCACCCCCCGGUUCUAUGGGGCCGCCCCACACCGCGGACCCCCGGUUGCAGAAAGCAGCGGCGUCAGGGGGUGGGGGGCGGCCGGCAGACCCCCGGCUGCGGGACCCCCGCUUGGCACGGCACAACAAAACGGAGCCGCCUCACCCCAAAACGGAGGAUUAUCCCAAAACGGACCCUAAUUAUCCCAAAACGGAGACGGAUUAUCCCAAAAUGGAGGCGGAUUAUCCCAAAAUGGAUCCCCACAACCCCAAAACGGACCCUUCUCACCCCAAAACGGACCCCCUCCCCAAAUCCCGCCUCCCCGACGAGGAGGACGACGCCGAUCCCGAACGUUCCCUACGGGACCGCCCCGUUGUCAUCCCCCUGGAGCCGCCGCCGGGGCAGCCGCCUCGGGACCCCCGCUGUCACCGGCACCGUUUUGUCCCCGUGCCGCGGGACGUCGCCCUCACCAAGCCCGCCUUCGCCCGCAUGGUGCUGUGGAGCCCCGAGGAUCUCCUCCCUCUGCCCAUCCCCGUGCAGGACGUCACUGUAACGCCCGGCGGGGACCCCAGGCUGCACCGCGCCGACCCCCGGCACCGCGCGCUCCCGACCGAUCCCGGCGUCACCACAGAACCUUCCUCCAAGCUGCCGGAUUUCGAGCUGUUAUCCCGCAUCCUACAGACGGUGAGCGCGGGCGGCGGUGACAGAACAGGCGACGCCACAGGUGACAAACAACCGGGUGACAAAACCACCGGGCCGGGCGACGCGUUCCCCGCUCCCGCUGACAAACCCGCGGGCGCUGGCGACAAACCUGCCGAUAAACCGGGCGGCACCGAGCGUCCCAGCGACCCCCGUGUGCGCAAACCCCCGUCGGACCCCCGGCUGCAGAAAGCUGCAGCCAAAGCCCCGGAGCUCGGUGAGUCGGGUGACGAUGCGGGCGAUGCUGCGGGUGACGCUGGGACCCCCUUGGCACCCUACGACCCGCGGCUGAGCCGUGGCGCGGCGCAGAGCCGCGUGCUGAGCGCCAUCAGUCUGUACGACCCGCGGGCGCCGCCGGCUGGGGACGGCGUGGGGGGACGUGGGAAGGAUCAGCCCUACAGCCGCCGAUCGCCGCUGGCGGAACCGGCGCAGGAUCGCUACAACAGCUACAACAGACCACGGCCAAGGGGCACGGCUGGGAACAGUGGGAGCAGCGCGGCCCCGGAGGGCACAGAGCAGGAUGAGACGGACAGCACUGCGUCACUCAAAGAUGUCUUCAAGGGCUUCGACCCCACGGCGUCACCCUUCGGGCAGUAGCGGUGGUUGUUGGGCUGCCAUGGGGGCCGUUGGGCUGUGAUGGAGGUCGUUGGGCUGGAGCGGCAGUUGUUGGGCCCUAAUGGGGGUUUGCUGGGCUGUGAUGGAGUGUUGUUGGGCUGUGAUGGUGGCUGCUGGGUUGUGAUGGGGGCUUUUGGGUUGUCAUGGGGGCUGCUGGGCUCUGAUGGGGGUUGGUUGGGCUGUAAUGGAGGUUGUUGGGCUGGAGCGCUGGCUGUUGGGCUGCAGUGGCAGUUGUUGGGCUGCGAUGGGGGUCAUUGGGCCCUGAUGGGGGUUGUUGGGCUGUGAUGGGUGUCGUUGGGUCCUGAUAGGGGUUGUUGGGCUGUGAUGGGGGUCAUUGGGCUCUGAUGGGGCUUGUUGGGCUGUGAUGGUGGCUGUUGGACUGUAAUGAGGAUCGUUGGGCCCUAAUGGGGAUUGUUGGGCCCUAAUGGGGGUUGUUGGGCUGUGAUGGGGGCUGUUGGGCU